This is a messenger RNA of Zonotrichia leucophrys gambelii, 3899 nucleotides long. It is a transcript of the gene KCNK18, whose product is annotated as potassium two pore domain channel subfamily K member 18. Lineage: Eukaryota; Metazoa; Chordata; Aves; Passeriformes; Passerellidae. Gene Ontology annotation, molecular function: outward rectifier potassium channel activity; potassium ion leak channel activity. The record is from RefSeq and is a predicted model, not a curated record. Gene Ontology annotation, cellular component: plasma membrane. The transcript has 4 exons. Bases 1511 to 2497 code for a protein of 328 amino acids. Gene Ontology annotation, biological process: potassium ion transmembrane transport; stabilization of membrane potential.
UGCUGCAAUUCAGCUAUAUAAAGGCAUUAAGUUGAAUGCUUAAUUGGUGUAAAUGGCACAUUUCUGCUAUUAGUGUUGGACUGCAGACAGCCUCAGUUUCAAACUAAUGAACAAAAAUUCUGGUCAUUUCAGAAGGGAGAGAAAGAUUCAAAUCUAUAAAGGCACUUCCCAAGAUACUUUUGCUUAUGUAAACAUCUGACUGCAGGGAAGAAGAAGGGUUCUAUGUACUGUUGGAACAAAAUUUCAGUUACUGAAGCAGUUACUGUGUGUUUCCAGCUGAGACCCACAACAUGUGGAAGGGAGAUGAUGGGGUUUGUGCCCUUGCUCUGUGCUGUGCCUUCUCAGCCAGAGAAGCUAAGCUGCAAAUGUGAUGUGGGUCAGUUUAGGGGCAAGCAUUUCACACAGCUGCUAAGGAUGGCCUUCUGGCAAAUUAUUCAGCAUGGUGAUUGGAUAUUUCCUCUGGAAAUAAAGAAAAAGGAAGUCAUGGCACAGAGGCUGAGAACUCCUGGCAGGUUUGGUGUGACACCCAACAGCUGAAGUGAGCUGAUGCCAUGGGACUGUUGGUUAGAGAUAAGAGCUGAGCAACAACUCCUGAAGAAUGUGCAAGAGGACAGCAGAGAGUGGCUACCACUGCAGCUCUCCUUCCAUCAGCAGUUAGGCUGGAAGAAGGAGGAAAUGCAGCAUUGUCCAUAAAGCAUCUUGUCAAGAGAUUCCAUCUUGCUCCAUGCUGAGGACUGCUGGCAGCUCCAAUGUUUGGGGGCCCUUGUUUUCCAGCCACACCCCUGGAUGUGGACACACCCUUUGGUUGAGAUCUGGCUGCUGUGCUCCAUCCCCCUUCCCUCCUGUUGUUGGUGGAGCCAAGGUUCUUGGUGCUGUAGGACUCAGGAGGCUGUGCUUCUCCUCAGGACCAGCUGUGAGCCCUCAUUCCUCCAUGGGGGCAUGCAGCCACCUCCAGCCCUGCCUGCUUCCUCCUCUGUGUGAACCACCUUCAGGGCUCAUCUGAAAUCUCCUGUAUCUCUCAGCUGCUCAACAUUUCAUUUCUGAUGUGUUUCUGAUGUCCUUUUGUUUAGACAAAUGACAAAUCCCUGAAAGCCAUAACCUACAGCCCCAUCUCUCUGAAUAAGAUGCAGCCAGCUGUCUUUGGCUGCCUGGCAGGAUUCCAACAUUAACCCUCGCUGAGCAUGCAUUCAUCCUGCAGCUGAGCUGCCCCACCCUCACAUCUCAAAUUCCCAAGUGAAGGCCAAUGCCAUUUAGAAGGAUUUCCCAGCAGCCUGAGCAGCAGUAGCAGUCUGGGUGCCAGGCAGUCUCGGGAAGAGCCCUGGGCAAAUCCACAGGGUUCAUUGCACUUGGGGCCCAGAUGGCUCGUUUAGAAGUGUUAAAGGAUUUUUCCUUGUCGACAAAGAUAUAAGAAGAGGCUUCAUUCCACAUGCAGUUUUUGUAAGAUGUUCCUCAGAAGAGUACCCGGGAGGUCACAGUAAGUGAAGAAUACAGAGCAUUUCUGCGGAAGCUGAUGUGCCUCGCCAGAAAGUUACCAGAUAACUGGACAGACAACCUGACAGAAAAUGAGACGUUUAACCACGACAUCCAUCAGCUUUUGAACACAGCUGACCCAGUCUGGUACAUCAACCCAAAAGAAAGAUGGAAUUUCUUUGGGUCUCUCUUUUUUUGCUGCACAGUAUUCACAACUGUGGGUUAUGGCAAUACCUAUCCUGUGACAUGGACUGGAAAGUAUCUCUGUAUGUUGUAUGCUUUAUUUGGGAUCCCCCUGAUGUUCUUGGUCCUGACAGACAUGGGAGACAUCCUUGCAACUGUCUUAUCCAAGUCCUACAACGAGUUCAGGAAACUGCAGUCAAAAAUUCUUGCCUCUAAACUCUGUUCUGGAUCCACAUGUAUCAAAAGGAAUGAACUGAGAUCCAGGGAACAGUCUAAAAUAGUCAUCAACGAGCCCCUGACCAUUAUGGAAGUACUGAGAAGUCAGUCAGGUGUGAAACAGGUCAAAUAUCGCAACGUGGAACUUUUUGAAAUGUUAAUUGCCAGGGAGAAUGAAAACACACAACCAGCAAGAAAUAAAAGCAUGGAGAGAUGGAGUUCAUGUCCUGAACUAGCCAGGGAAAAGACGGUGUCCAGAGUAAUCAAGAAUUUUGACAAAAUAGGAAAAGAGUUAGAAAAAUUAGAUGUGCCCAUUGUGUUGAUGGUGCUCGUUAUCUUUGUGUACAUCUCCUGUGCUGCUGCUAUUCUUCCAAAAUGGGAAAAAAAAAUGAAUUUUCAGGAAGCCUUUUAUUUCUGCUUUAUCACUUUGACCACUAUUGGAUUUGGAGAUACAAAGUUAGAACAUCCCAAGUUUUUCUUGUUUUUUUCCCUCUACAUUAUAAUUGGCAUGGAAAUUGUCUUCAUUGCUUUUAAGCUGGGCCAAGACCGCUUGAUUGUCCUGUAUAAAAAGAUGAUUUCAUUUUGUGCAGAGAAAAAUAUGCCAUCAAAGAAAGUAUAUCCAAAAUAAGAGCAGUCAUUUCUCCUUCACUUGUCAGCACUGGCCACUGCAAAGAGAUGGAAUUGUUUCUGUACAUUUCUGCCUUGGGCUGGCAGGUGCCAUAUUUUAAUCUGAUUUCCUCUGAGAAAUGACUGUGAAAUGGCUGAACACUUCUGGAGGCACCUGGUGAAGGCAUCUCCAGGGAAGACUUUGCAAAGGGGUCUCUUCUCCUAAAUAAUCACAAUGCUGCCUGAUGAAGAAGGUGAAGGCUCUCCUUGACAGUUCUCCCUGACAUAUUGUGCAAAGCUCUGACUUUCUGCAGCCUUUCUGUCCCUUCUCCCACUGCAAGAAAAUUCAGGAAUUUUGUUUUCAGUACUUGUCCAAGCAAGACCCAGAUCUCCUGGAAGGUCCUGUCCUGCCACCUUCUCUGCAGCCGGGCUGUGUGUGUCUGUCCUGAGCUGUGACACUCUGCUCGUCAUCAGAGAGAGCUGGGGGGAGAGGUGUGGACCCAGCUGCUGUGUGUGGCAAACAUCACACCUGGCACAGCUCAGGGAAGUGUUCCAUGGAAAGGAAGGACACCACAUUUCCCCAUCUCUGCCACCUGUUCAGAAACCAGUCAGAGAAUUGCUCAUCUGUUCAGAGCUGGAAGCACUCCUGCUCCAUCACGGCUCAGGGUGUCUGUGCUCAGCCCGGAGUCAAUGUGUGUCCCACAGGGCCCAGCUCCCGAGGUGCUCAGGGCAGCUUCUGCUGCCUGGUGGUGUCUGGGGAAGGCACACAGCAGCCCUGGAGUGACGCUCCGUGUCACUGCUGUCACAGGAGCCUGUGCUGAACACCGACCCCAGAGAGCCCCACUCCUCACCCCCAUUUCACUCUGCACAGACUGCUCCACCAUUUCACUCUGCUCCCAGCUCCACCUCUGGGAGCUCCCUGACCCACCUGUCUCACUGGGAUGUGGGCAGGAUCCUCUAAUUGUAGAAUUUUGGAGCACAUUAAGAUGAGAAUAUCAUUGUUUCUUCAAGAUGUUGCUUAUAUUAUUAAUAGUUUGAAUUGUCAAUAAUAGCUUCUCAUUAAAACCAAUAAUUUAGAAUAAAAUAUAUAAUUCAUAUAAAAGAAAUCACUAACUUUAAUUAACCACGUUUAAUUUAUGAUGAUAUGUAUGCCCAUUAAGUGUAAACAUCUCUAGAUAAUAAAAAAUGCUCGAUUAUUUACAGAAUGUACAGAAUAUUCUCCAUUAGCAAAUUUACCAGUUGGAGCUGAGAUUUUCAGAAUAUGUACAUGCCAUCUUCUGUCUGUUGCACUCCAUGUAUGUGGCAAUAUGUAUUCAAUCCUUAUUAAUAAUUAGAUGCAAUUAAUCAUUGAUGAUAAGCAAGGUAUAUAAUGACUGAUAGUAAAUAGAGAAGUGUUUUAUAAGAAUAAAAAUAAAAAAUGCAGA